Molecule: messenger RNA, 942 nt
Organism: Closterium sp. Naga37s-1
Lineage: Eukaryota; Viridiplantae; Streptophyta; Zygnematophyceae; Desmidiales; Closteriaceae
Source: the annotation of a GenBank genome assembly
AUGCCAAAUACCGGCGUCAAGCACAAGAUUCUUGGAAUAGACAUCGGCGGUACAAGCAUAAAGGCAGCGCCAGUUGACACUCGGACUGGUCAGCUGCUAGUGGAACGGUUUGUCGUGCUGACACCCAACCCAGCCACACCGGAAGCAUGUGCAGACGCCGUCAAUCAGUGUGCUCAACACUUUCAGUGGAAAGGAGCCGUUGGGAUUGGAGUACCCGCAGUGGUGAAGGAUGGAACCACAUGGACAGCCGCGAACAUCGACAGCAGUUGGGUGGGAGCGGACGUGGAGGGCUUGUUCAGCCGGGUAACAGGGCUGCCAGUCACGGUGGUCAACGACGCCGACGCUGCUGGCUAUGCAGAGCUGGGCUUCGGUGCAGGGUCGGGGGAGAACGAACGCGGUGUGGUGUUCAUUGUGACCUUCGGAACCGGCAUUGGCACGGCCAUGUUCGUGGAUGGCAUUCUGGUCCCUAACCUGGAACUGGGUCACAUGGAGGUGGAUGGAGUGGAGGCAGAGGUGGCAGCAGCAGGCGUGCUGGUGGAGAGAAAUGGGUGGACGUGGCAGCAGUGGGCUGACAAGGUCGCCUGGUACCUGGGCCACAUUGAAAAGCUCUUCUGGCCCUCCAGAUUCGUAAGCGCCACCAUCCUCCCUUGUCCUCCUCACUUGAAUGGCCACUUUUCAUGCCUCAGUUUCCCUCACCCUGCUGCCUUGUUCCUAUCGAUGUGUUUGCUCGUCUGUGUGCGGCAUCAGAUUGUGGGAGGGGGAGUGAGCAAUGCACACGAGCAGUGGCUGCAUCUGGUGAAGCUGCCAAAGGGCACUCCCAUCCUGCCUGCCUCCAUGAAGAACGAUGCCGGCAUCAUUGGUGCUGCCAUGGCUUCGCUCGCCCGCUCCGUCUUUGCCAUCCGCCACAAGCCACAGCAGGUGGAGGACUACAUUCAGGCCUGA